Molecule: messenger RNA, 12477 nt
Organism: Spirometra erinaceieuropaei
Lineage: Eukaryota; Metazoa; Platyhelminthes; Cestoda; Diphyllobothriidea; Diphyllobothriidae
Source: the annotation of a GenBank genome assembly
AUGACCACAGAACAAAGAGCGACACCGAGAAAGCCUCCUAGCGUCGUCAGCGCUAUCAGCAGUAGGAUUGGAAAGAAGGCAAAUGUCUCGCCUCCGUCCUCGGUUGCCAGUCAGAAAACCUCUACUUCUAGAACUGUCACGCCUCUGCCUAAACCACCAAAGGUCAAAAAUGAGAUAACCAUACCAAAGGCCUCAAAUAAAGUCAAGUUAUUAGGAGAUAUUCCACUUUCAGAUGAAGAUCUCGAUCAUUUGGCAGAGGUGUGCAAACGAUAUGAAAUGCUUCAGAAACAGGAGGACGACCGAAUUAGGUAUACCAUGGUGCACUUAGGUAUACCAGAGUGCACUUUGUUCAUUUCAUAUAAAUGACUAUAGUCUUCUUUCUUCUACAGAACAUCAUCGCCUUUUUCUUUUUCUAUCUUUUGUCUUAUAUUCUAAUAAUGCAGUACUUUCCUAUCUUUAGAAACAACUUAAAUGAGUCUUGAGUUUUAAAUAUGCCUGAACACGUGGAGUACUUCACGUGCGCAUAGUUGUACAACAAUUCUUGCAUGUUAUGCGUUUAUGUGCAUAUUGUUGUUUUUGGUCGUAUUUUUCGUUUGAACAGCUAGCAAUCGCCUUUGUUGCUUUGCUUGUAACGAUAUAUUCAAAUGAAGAUUGAGCAACUGCAUCCGCGUUUGUUACAGAUGUUUGUUUAGUAUGGUGCCUCUACCCUCAUGUGAAUUGUGCAACGUGCCUUUUAGUGAAAUUUCCCAUACUUCAAUAUUAAUACUUAAGGUUUAUAACCUAUAACCCUAUAAGGUUUAGCAUAUACAUAACACUCGAAUGAAAAUUUUCAUUCAAAUGUCAUUUACAUGAUUCUAACCCUAAAGUGCUUUACGUUCAUAUUAUUAUUGAUUUAAGGGAGAGGAAAACUCUCACCCACGAGAACGGCUUGCAUUUGAAAUAGGACUAUCGUUAGCACAAAGGGAACUUUUAUACCCCAUGUUUUAGAAUUAUCCUUCAGAAAAAAUUGCAGGCCGUUAUCCUUAGACCUGAGUUAUUACACGCGAAGUAAUUCGUAAUCAGCUUUGUGACUUAGAAGGUGUCGAUGUUAAUUUUCAUCAUGCAUCAUGAACUACUAUGUCAUAACGGACAUAUUUUUAAACUACGAAUAGCCCUUUCGGUUUGUGGACAUUUUGACACAUUUUAAUUAGGUUCAACCACGCAUGUUUUGACACCCCCAAGGCAAAUUUUAAGGAAUCGCUUUUUGUUUUAGAAAGAUUCGUGAGGCUGCUGUUCAGCGAGAACGAGACCGGAGCGGAUAUAUUACAGAAGAUACACAACACUGUAGUCUUUGUGGAUCGUAUUUUAUGUUUUUGAUUAAUCCCCGAAAUGAAUGCGAAGAGUGCCAGAAGUACAUCUGCGGAAACUGCAUUUCGAGGGCUAUGUCCAAACAGAUAGUGCUCUGCAAAAAAUGUUACACAGAAAGGCAAGUUUCCGUUGACAUCUAAGCCAUUUUACUUAUGGUUUCGUAAAACUAUUUUUUAUUUGCGGCAUAAUUUACGUCAGCAAUCUCGAUCACGUGUCUUAGAUUACAAGCCUUAAAUAAGGUUUAUUAACUCUGACGCAGGUACAAAUUUAAAAUACCCUUAACUGCAGCGGGGUUUAAACGUUUCAAUCCGUAUUUGCAAACUCCUGCAAACAGACUGCUGUCCUACUUUUACUUAACAUUUAAAGUUCAGCCUUUAACCUAUAAGAAUGUUGAGAAAGGCAGCACUGCCGAAUAUUGCGUGUGAAAUAUUUUCAUUUAGUUCGAUUUUUUAAUAUUCUCUUUUCCACUUUCUUAGUUUAAAAGUUUGCUAAAUUAUUUCCCUGUCAGCUGUAUUUUAUAAUCUAGUAUUUUUUGAAUCUUCCUUAAAAUACGACUGCCUGCACUACUGGUCUAGCGCAAAAUCAUCUCAUAAUUGUACUUAAUUUCGAUGACAUUUUUUCGUCUAGUAUUUAUAGAUCGUAAGAUUGCCAGUAUUUUUACAAACGAGCUGGUAUACAGAAGAAUUCUAUCAGGCUCUACGUAACGUAUUGUCAUUUAAAACUUUAUCAGCAAGCAAAGAGCGGAGACAGGUCUUUGGUUUAUGGACCAACUUCGUCGAGCCAAAGCAGAAGGCAGAAUCCAAGGAGUUGCACCCGUCAGCGCUCUGCGAUCCUCCCUAAUACGAAAAAAGAAAGGUCAGUGUUCAAACCAACGGUCUUUUUGUGUUUUGAAUUGGUAUUGUCUCGAGACUACCAUUGUAACCAUCUUUUUAGUUGCGCUUAUUUAGUUUUUUUAAAUUUGAUUGCUUUAUUCGUUUGCCGUUUUCCACAAAGAUGCAGGAUUUUCAAAAUCGUCAACCUGUUUUUUACUAAAUUUGAGGAUUGUACUACUGGAUGACGUGUUUUAUAUACUCAUUUGUACACCUGUUAUAUUACCAACGAUUUUUAUCAGAACGGAAUGACUCGCAAACUUCCUUUGUCUGUGUGCAGUUUUUAAGAACAGCAAGCGAACGCCCAGUUACUUAUACAGAAAAGAUUUAGAUAAGUAUUAGGUUCGAGUUGGCACGCCUUUCUGUUUCCAUUUAUUAACACCCUGCCAUACAAAAACACACGUUGUACGCUAGAGUUUGUUUCCGGAAGCCUUUUGUCAUUUAAGCGUCGUAUUUUGACCGUAACUUUAGUAGGCACAUAAACAUUCCUUUUAAGUUUCAUGAGAUAAAUUGGGCAAAACGCAAUGGUUUGUUUCGGUCUAAGCAUCCUUUUUAGCUUGCGGAAUAAGCAGCUGCAAGACAUAAAUAGAAUUAUUACGAAUUUUAUGUAUGAAGCAGUUUAGUCGAUGAUUAUCAAAAACAAACUGUUCGGGGCGAAAAUUGAUUAUAACUGUGUUUGAUGUUUUUGUCCCUUGAAUAUCGUAAGUUUGAUUAUGGCUGUGCAAUGUUCUAAAUCAAAAGAGACUUAGUAAAAUGGCAGUCCACUGAUUUGGCUUUGUCUGCAUGUUGCGCUCAAGCAACUGACUAAGAGCUCGCCCAGCCUAUAAAUACAAAGUCCUCCGUUGCAAGAUUAAAAAGACGAGCUUAUUUAUAAAUACCUCUGUUUUUACUUGAGCAUAUGGCAAUAAGCCCAGCCUCUUAAUAUACAGCAGUUCCCCUCUCCAGGCUACUAGUCUAUAUGAGACUGCCUGUGGAUCGAGCGUAAAAGCACAACACUGGGAGCAUGUAUCCUAAUCCGAUUGUCUAACGACCAAUAGGGCCGAAGAAGCCAUUCCAGUCAUCCUUGUCCUUGUCGGUAUUGCCAUCAGGCAUAUAUAACUAGCCGCUGUGCAGUCGUCUUUGGGACUCUACAUUGAAUCCGAAGGCGCAACGUGGCGAGUAUAUCCCGUAACGCGAUCCGUAAGCGUCCAUCCUGUAUAGUUAACUGUCCGAGUACGACCGAAAGUACAAAUAGUCCGUGCCUUAAUAGUUAAAAUGUGGACUCAUAACCAUAACGGUGAGGAUUUAAGUCUCGAAGUUUGCAAACUUAGGAUUGGGUAUGACUGGUUAAUGACAGCUAGUUGAUGAGAAAUGACUAUUUCAGUCUCUCUUUCCUUUGUUGUCAAUGUCAUUCUGCAUAUACAUAUAUAGGGAAGAAUUAGUUUAUAGUGUUAGAAGACUUGCGCGCCAUCUACAGCACUCUCUCCUCCCCCAUCUCGGGCUGGUGUCAAGACAGAGUCAAUAAGACCGAAGGCGGCUGGCACGGUCGGACCCUCCCCUAGGCGUGUCACCACACUCCUAGGGACCAGGACCAGGACUUUUUUAGAGCCAUCAAAACCAGAAACAACAAAGCCCCAUCAGGAGUCAGAAGGACGAGAAAGAAUGGGCAGCCAUGCCCGCCACCUGUAAACCCAGCCAAUGGGCAAGCACAUCUACCUACAAGGAACCAGGUGUCAGGUGACUGCCGGCGCAUACGAGACUGCGAGGGCCAUUGAUUGCUGAUACUGACAUAACACACGCUUUCAGACCUGCAGGUCAUCGCGCCUGCUGCACCUUGAUGUGUAGCACGCGGUGGACAUUGUUGGAAUCGACGGUCGGUCUUUCAUAUUCGGAAAAGGAAAUUCAAUGGGAAACUAAAACUUUUAUUGUGUAAAUUUUCGAGGCUGCUCUCCCAGCCCGUCUUCAGGCUAUGUGUGUACAGGACAAUUGACUUUAUAACGAAGUUAAACAAAGGAUUCUACAGUUGGUCAGCGUUUGUGCUACUACGUGUUGAUCACCUUUCGUCGAUUCCUUGGGAUUGAGUGUGCCAGUUUGAAUUUUUUCCUGACUGUUUUGUAUGCGGCAUCUAGGUCGAUGUGCCGGCUGAUGCAUGUCGUAUCUGAGUGCACUGCUUCUAAGAACUCGCGGCCCUUUCAACGAUACGAAUGCUCCUCCAUGCAAAUUUGUGUCUAGUGUUUAGUGUGUAUAUGGCCAACUGGGAUAGAUGGUUACGUCUCUCCACCGCUAACUGAUGUUCAUGUGUACGGGUGGGGGCAUACUUCCCAGUUUGAUCACAACAGACGGCACCAAAAUUAGCAUAUGGUAUUUUAUAUGCAAUACUUUUUCUAUCGAAGUAACCAUUUAUGUCAUUCAGGUGUACGGGCUGUGUGCUACGCGUAUCCGAUGUCCUUUUGAGUUGCCUUUCGACUAGUUCAUAUACAUUUGUCAUGUAUAGGAAAGUUUGCCAGGUGGGUGGUUUUGGUACCCGGGCAGCCGCGGCAUUGGAAAUACCUUUCACUUAGAAUUGUUGGUGCCUCAUGCAUUGACGUAUAAGGUCGUGUGGGUACCCAUUUUGGGAGAAUAAUUUGUAAAGGUAUUUCUUUUCUGCUCAGUAACUUGCUUCAUCAGAGCAGUGGGUUUUGGCUGGAUUCAGAAUACUGUACGCUCUAUUCUAUUUGUGAGAGACACUCGCGGUUACCUUCAAAGUGUAGGAUAACCUCUGAAUGCGCAUCUUUACGAUAAACUGAUGUGUGAAGUGACCCAUCAGUUUUUCGGCGUACAAGGACAUCCAGGAAUGGGAGUUGUCCAUCGACCUCCGUUUCAGAAGUAAACUGUAUUCCUGGAAAUAUAGAGCUAACAUUGGUAUGGAACAGAUUUAACUGGUUUUUCUCGACAAUGGCAAAAGUGCCAUCUACGUAGCGCGACCAGAAUUUUGGGCUAACUGUGUGAAGAGCCAUGGUUUCUAAUUUCUGCGGUGAUGAGGUAUGCAUAAACCGGCUCUAGGUGCCGCACACGAAAUCGUUAAGGAAGAAUGCAAAUUGGUGCAAUCAAUCCCCAAUAGGUUACGAAAGGUGAUAAACACGUAUUGACGAAAACCUUGACCAGUUAAAGAAUCCUUUGUUAGAUUCAGUUAAGAAAUUAAUUGUUUUUGUACACCCAUAAUCUGAAGACGAACUGAGAGACCAGCCUCAAAAAUUUACACAAUAAAAUUUCCAGUUUGGUAAACAAUUUUCUCUUCUUGAUUAAAUCUUCUGGGAUUCCACUUUUUCGAAUCACACACACACAGCAGUCCGACCGUCUAUUUCUACGAUGUCCACCGUGUGCCCCACAGCAGGGUGGGAGCAGGGACUGUGACUUGCGCGGAGGUUUAUAGUGCCAGUAGACUUGCGCUGCAUCUACCACACUCUCUCCUCCCCCGCCUGAGUCUGUUGUCAAGACAGAGUCAAGAAGACCGGAGAUGAGGGAGGACGCAGGUGGAUGACUUGGACGGAUCCGCACCUUGGCGCUCCACUCCGCACCCCCUGGUCCACACUAUAAAUGACCAGGAUUUUGACCAACAAACCAAUGGAGGGAUGGCAGUGGUCCCAGUUUGUUGGACGACUGCGACAACAGGGUCUGCCUGGCCACCCUCUAGAUGUUGGCAUUUAUUAUUGCGCAAGAUAAUGCCUGCCAGAAUCUGAUGUGGCCCCCGUGUUGGUCCAGCACCACUACCACGUGGCCCGUUUAGGAGGCACUACACACACACAGAGAUAUAUAUAUCGAACGUAUUUCACCGUACUCCCGACAUAGGCACUAAUUAAAAAGGUCAUGUCCCGGAGACAUAACCCCAUGUCCUGCACUGAGUAAUUUCCGAAAUUAUUCACUUGAUUAUUCUCUGGAGUUCAUAUACCAGAAACCGCAUAGAGAACGCUGGGGUUCCACCGAAGAGCCGAACCCCUCGCGGUUGUGUCACGCAGCGGCAGAAUAUCGGCAAAACACGUGUCUGGGCUUUUAGUUAGUGCAUAUGUCGGGAGUACGGUAUAAUACUUUCGAUAUAUACAUUUCAUACUACUCGCAGUACUACCUGUUUGUAGGAUGGGCAUUACGUGGUUAUUCCACAGUAGUCGAUUGACUUCGACUCAAGUGUUCAUUGGAAUUUCGGUUCUGACCCUAAAAUGUCAUGUCCUGGAGAUUUAACUCCACGUCUUGCACAGAGUAAUUUCUGAAAUUAUUCACUUGAUAUAUAUAUAUAUAUAUAUAUAUAUAUUGCCAAUUAAAGCGAAAAUGCGCGUCCCCGGGGAUAAAUGAGAAGAAGAGGCGAUCUCGGGAACCAUAGGUUUCAUAGCCUGACGUUUCAAAAGCAAACAAGCUUCCAUCGUCGGAGGUGGGUUCUGUACGGCGCCUCACAGUAUUUAUGGGUGCUGAGCAUGCGGGAGUGUUGUCGUUCCUACUGCUAUUCGUGCAGGAUCUGCUGCGGGGGGAGCUAAUUGCUGUCGAGCUGGUCGGUCCCAUCCUGCGUCUCCUCUUCGGGUGGGCUGCGUCGGGAUGGCAACGGUCAUUGACCUCGUCUGCAUUGCCCGCAUUUGUUGUGCCUGACCCGCGUUUCUCGUAAUUGUCGCCCGUUUGCCUCUGCCCGUGUGCACCUCGGUGGCUGCUGGCCCGUUGCCUGUUUCUCCUUUAUCGGCCUGCUGGCCCCCGUCAUCGGUGUUUGGGCGCGAACUGUGUUCACCUGGGCUUGUGAUGCUGACUUCCUGCCUUUGACUCCGUUGGUUGAACCGCACUCGUAGGGCCUGGUAGGCUGCCGGGAGAAUCGUGCAGCGGUUGAUGGAGGUUGGUACGGUGUGCCAGGCUUCGAGCGUUUCCCUAGCUGUCUGGUCGGUACCUCGGCCUAGGAUUUCGGCUUUCUGGAAGGCGAAAGUGUGCCCAGAGGCUGCACAAUGUUCCGCCACCAGUGAGAGUUGGUCCAUCCUUCUUACUGCCUUUGCGUGCUCACGCAUGCGGGUUUGUAGACGUUUUCCGGUCUCUCCUACGUAGUUCGCCUCACAGGAACUGCACUGGACACGGUAGACGACAUUCGCUGUCUCGCCUCGUGACAGAGGGGCCUUGGGUCUCAUGAUGAGACGUCAUAUUGUCGCUUCAGGUCUGUGGGCGACGCCGAUCCCCAGUGGUUGUAAGAGACGAGCGACUGCUUCCGAUACAUUCUCAUAUAUACAUUCGAUAUAUAUAUAUAUAUCAGAGGGGAGACGACAGAGUCUGGGUGGGUAGAUUGAUACAGCACUGUUUCGAGCUUGUUUGCCUUCAUUCAGCCAAUCAUAACCCUGACCACCAGCAGCUGGGACCAGAAACACAAACAUGCGCACAGACGCAUCUGGCGCAGCUGGCGCAGCUGGUCCACCACUAUGGUCUACCAGAUGGGUCACAAGCACUUCAUCGAACCGAAGUUCAUCAGCGCCUCGCCACCUGGCAUUCUCUGUGCGCCCAUUGCUGUGUGAAUAAAUACCUGAUUUGUCAGCUGUUCUUCGCUACAGGGGUGCCAGUCUGCCUCAUUGUAAAAGAAAUGAACCUAUUUUUUGUUGAAAUUGCAGCUUCCGUAGAGGAGAUAUAACCAUAUUUCAUGUGCGCGUUGCUCAGCCAUCAUUUGCCGGACGAAUGUUAAACACACGUAGUCGAGCUUUCGUCGUUGAAAUAGAAACGACUCUAUUAAUACCCAACAAAUAAUAUGACUAACUGGCCAGCAACACUUAUUUAAUUGAUGAUAUUUUCCUUUCCUUGUUAGCUAAGCACUGCCACGACGUAUUCACAACUGCUGACUUUCGUAAGCUUGUUCUGGACAGAGACCGCUGGAAAUAAGCUUACUUUUGGGUAUGAACAGUAAUAGGAAGGUGGUCUUUUGCAUUUUACAUCUACGUCACCUGUGCUCCAACCAAAGUGAUAGUGAAUAUCCAGGUGACAUCAAAGCGGGAACCUGACACUAACAGGCCUACUGCCAUCUCUGUAAAACAGAACCAGGUGAACAGUGAAAGGCAUCUCUAUUCGAUGGCUAUGGCACUUCGGUCUUUUGUGAGGCACUUCAUCAGGCCAAAGCCUAGACAUAAACUGAUCGGCGAAAGGCUGCGUUAGAAAAGUGAACAAUUUAAUUUCUGAAAAGUGUUGCUCUGGGUCAGUGUUAGAAAGAACCAUCGGAGAAACUAGACUAUCCAGCUUCACUCAUUUUCCUAACGUCAUUGACAGCUCACUGCCGUGAGAAGAUGGUAGAAUUCACGCAGUUUGGUCGCUGCAUAUUCUGUGAUCACUGACAUUGCAUUUAAUCUCUAUGCGGGACCCGGUAUAGUUUAUUCUUCAGGAAACGAUAGACUGUCUCCCCUUUUUUCGCUUUCGAAUUUUGUCUAUGCCUAUGGUUGACCUGUUAAGUAUCCUAAGUUUUGAUAGCAGAUGAACUAAGAGCAUCGUACAGCGAUGUAAGAGGAAGUUACCUCCUAAAUACCCCGAUCACGCCCCUUUAAAUUAAGGAAAAGUCCUCCACGGUGCCAUCUAUCCGUACAAAUCUCUAUCCUGGUGUAGCAGUCGUCCUGUCCACUUAACCCCUUCAACUGAUUUAUUCAAGUCCGAUCCGGAGAAAAGGCCGCGUCCUACUUACUUGGGCCUUUGGGAAUCAGAUUCCAUUUGGGUUAUUACCCCUGGUUUAUCUGAUGUCCGCAUAGCAUAGGUGUGUUUUCUCACGGUUUCAUGAAUUCGGCGGUCAGCGAAGCCGUGUUAGUGAUGAUCAACAUAGGUGGAUAUGAAUAGUUGAGGUAAUGUGCAUUCAUAGAUAAUAUGAUGAAGAUAGAAGGCUCGUCGGAAAAAAUUGGGUUCAACUCGUGAAUUUUCGAGCUGGUGACACCAACCCGUCGUCAGCCGAAAUAAACAGAGGAGAAAGUGAAAUGGUCAGACAAGCAAGCAACUAAUGUAUGAAAUGGGGGUGGACACAUAAUUAGGCUAGGAUCUGUGGCGUGGGGGGUGGGGGAAUUGUUGCGGCUCCCUGUGUUGGAGGGUAGGGAGGAUGAUGAUUCAAUGGGAUUACGGACAGUGGACUUAGUGUUCGUCGGUCCGGCAUGCAGUUAGAGGUCAGUGAGCCAACGCAGAGGUGUUAGCGAUUGCAGUUGCUUGUCUGUCAUACAUUAGUUGCUUGCCUGUCAGUGGCUGCCUGUCUGACCAUUUCACUUUCUCCUCUUCUUAUUACGUCUGUCGACGGGUUGGUGUCACCAGCUCGACAAUUCAGUAAUACAGCUCAAUUUUUUCCGACGAGCCUUCUAUCUUUAUAAAUAGGUAUGUUUAGCAAUAUCUAAGGUCACUCAAACGAACUUAUCUGAUUUGUCACUAGACACCGCGAGACUAGAAGACGCGUUUAAUUGUGUAUCUUUUCUCAGCGAUCCCACAUGAAGCUCAGUAUACUGCUAAAGCCAGGGUUAAAUCUCCUCAGACCGUUUUGGGACUAUGGCUUUAUUACAAACCCUCGCAUGGUUGGACAGUUCUCAGUGUUUCUCCAUUGUAGAGAUAAUUCCUGCUAACUGUUGAUGACCUGGGUGUUUUAAGUGUGUUUUAAAGUUUGUUUUCAACUAACACAACACCACAUAGCUGUCGUCAGACAUGCAAUUUGUCAAUGGAAGCUUUUGAAUUGUUUAUUCUACUGUCACGUAAUUUGUUUUCGUUGUGACGAAAUCCGUCGGCAUGAUUUCACGCAUUUUGAAGUUUAAUUAGUCCGCGAAUUGUCAGUGGUAACUGCUAACCUUUACAAUAAUCCACAACCAUUUCUGCUAAAAUUUGGAUACCGAAAUACCGGGUGCCAUUGCUUUCCUCGAAAUAACUUUGUCUGACGGUGGAUGUCGGUUGGUCAUUUCAUGCCGUGUUUACCUUAACGUGGUAUUUUGCUUCCUUAGAGUAAAAAAACAUUAUGUUACGUUUUAGUACAAACAUGCAGCUCGGUUUGAAUGCUCGAUGCUGGAGAAAUGCGGUUUUUCACAACGACGUUUAUAGUAAUUAUUUAAUAGAGAAGUUUAAACGGUUUACAAAUCGGUUUUUCAGAAAAUCAAAUCAAACGAUCGUUUGAGGAAGUUUUGGUAUGCAGUAAAGUUACUUUUUACGUGCGGACUUCCUGCUACGUACAAUUUUGGCAAAAAUAAAGGGAAAUUGAUUCAUUAUUCAGUUUUAUGGGAGUUCCACUGGAUUUGCGAGUCGGCAGUCACGAGAAACAGAACCAACUUACCAGAUGUAGUUUUCUUUUCCUGCUUCAUAGCUUCGAGCAGAUGUAGCAGAAAUGUCUAAUUAAACACUCAUGGGUGCAGAUAGUUUCAUGUAACUCCGACGCAUGUUUUGCUCAUCAUGACUGUGUCGUCUCGGCGUGUCUUGACUCGUGCCUUGUGGAGAAUUACAAACAUAUAUUCUCCAAAAUAAUAGCUUUCGAUAUCUCAACGAAACAAAUUUGCUCAGCGCAUGAGUCUUACAUCAAAUGAUUUGCCUAGUCUGUAGUUUUUAAGGAAUAUUAAUACCUGCCUCCCGUAAAAUACUUCGAAAAAUACAAAUUAGUAGCGUCUUGUUUAGACAAAAUCGAGUAAAAAUUGUUUAGCGUUGCGUUCAUCUUUUUUUAGAGAACAGCUCUGCCUCUUCUGUGGUUGGAUUCCCAAUAAACAGUAAGUUUUACGGUAUUUAAAACUUAAUACAAUUAUCUGUAUAUUGUUAUCAGAGGGAAGCGUCCGUUCGGGUGGCACCAAGUAACUUGCUUUAUAAAAUUUAGUCAAUUUACUUCGGACAAAAAGUCAACGCGAACCUUCCUCGACCCGCAUCGGCAGCCUGACGCAGUCUCUUGAAUACAUUAGAGCGGUCUGGGAAGGCCGCUCAGCUUGUGUUAGAACUUAGAGUUCUGCAUCAAGUGUUUAAAUGUUUAAAGUAUAUUUCGGGGAGACCAACGGACAAAAGGCGCUGGAAAAUCGUAAAUGUGGAGUUUCCGAAAGCAUCUAGUUGCAUCGAUGCAUCAACUUUGCCCAGAAAGCAUCAUAGACAUAUGAGACGAGCCUAUUUUACUAAAGCUACGCACAUCGUUCAGUUCUUCUUCCGAACGGAUGUUUAGUUGUUUGCGUAUAUUUUGUCUGGAAUUUUCUCCGCAAAGGGGAAAAAUCGACAACAAACUGCACGAGAAUCUGUCGACGCUGCGCAUCCAGUCGAAUACGUUUGUGAAAUCUGCCAAACCGUGCAUUUAUAUUUCAAAUGUUGUUCGUCAGGUAGGACAUCUAAAAAUUUCGCUCCGAUUUCAACCGAUGACGAAAGUCAACCUCGCCCUUUGAAUUACGCUGCUAGUAACUGUAAAAUGUAAUCAGUCCCAUUUUAUUCGGAAAAAAAUCAUUGGGAACAUAUUUAGACGGUAUGGGAUCUUCUAUAAGAUUUCAAGCACUAUGCCCUUAUAGCCUAAUGUUAAACUUGCUUGUCCAGCAUUAAUUGCGUGUGCGCACUCUCAGUUUCACCGUCUUAGCCAAUUUUCGAAUCGUAAUUUUCGGAGCUGGUUAGUUGGAAUUUAUCGCUUAUUUGUCUAAAAGCCUGAACUUUCAUAAAAUUGAGUUAGUGAUAGCGUCCGAUAAACCAAGUAGUUAGAAAGUAUUAAACGCAUCACUUUAUUCACGGAACUUUGUGUUAUUAUUCUGGUCUAUUUCGUUGGACCAAUUAUUGAGGGCACCUCACGACCCUCCGCCGGCUCCAAAACACUAGGACAAACAACAGGACUCCUACGCCGCCUGUUAUCCCUAGAAAUAAGUGUAAUCAAUUUAGCCACCAACAAUCCUCAGAGUAUGCUGAAUACUUCUUAUAUAAGGAUAACCUGAUUUUGAAUUAAUUGAAGCCAGUUUGUUUGGAUUGGCCUAGCAGGGCUUCAUUGGUUUUAUGCGUCUUACAUGCCCAUUUCAGAAUUAUUAUGUUUGGCACCACCUGGGGGUAGGGACUGCGGACAAUUGUAUUUCUACUAAAUCUAAGCGACACGUCGGACAUUUGCUGAUGCAAAUCUAGUAAAUUAGUGAUUUUUUAAAACUAUUUAUGAAAAUUCCUCCCGCCUUUUUGGAGGCUGCGGUUUCGUGAAAUCGAGUUUUUUUUACCUGUGAAUUCAUUUUCAUCAGACCAAAUAACCUCGUCAUGUUACCCAAAGACACUGAACGCCCGAAAGUUUCUUGAGCCUGAAGCCAUUCAAGCCACAUUUUGGAUAGCGAUGUCUGUGCUGUUUAUAAAUUCUUCUUUACACUUGUGA